UUGGUCGAGAGGCAAGCGUCAAACGUCUACGCGGAGUGGGCGGGGCGUGCAGGAGUUUUGAACAUGGCGGAUAAAGAGAAGAAAAAGAAGGAGAGCAUUUUUGAUUUGUCGAAAUAUAUCGACAAACAUAUAAGAGUGAAGUUCCAAGGCGGACGUGAAGCAAGCGGGGUCUUAAAAGGUUUCGACCCGCUGUUGAAUCUCGUGUUGGAUGGCACCAUUGAAUACAUGCGAGAUCCUGAUGAUCAGUAUAAACUGACUGAAGACACCAGGCAGCUCGGUUUGGUCGUAUGUCGAGGGACGUCCGUCGUACUGAUCUGUCCACAGGACGGGAUGGAGGCCAUUCCCAACCCUUUCAUUCAACAGCAAGACGGAUAAUAUUCGUCUGCUUUUUUUUUUUUUUUCUUUCUUGCAUUGUGUAGAUGUCCUGUGAAGAAAAUAGAUGGUUUUCGUUCGCUCUGAAAUAAUGAAAAAAUACAUUUUGUAUUUAGACUCAGGAUAAAUGUGUUUGGUUGGGUUUUCCGUGCUUAUUACGGUUUGAAUUAUAAGGCAUGUUUUCUGUUCAUGAAAAAAAAAAUGAGUGCGUGAUGCUGCCCGAGUUCUUUCAGUGUUGUUUUAUUCGUUCGGACGUUAAUAAAACACCCGGGAUGGA
Messenger RNA from Puntigrus tetrazona (Sumatra barb), 649 nucleotides. It is a transcript of the gene lsm7, whose product is annotated as LSM7 homolog, U6 small nuclear RNA and mRNA degradation associated. The transcript is spliced from 4 exons. Bases 64 to 375 code for a protein of 103 amino acids. Gene Ontology annotation, molecular function: RNA binding. Gene Ontology annotation, cellular component: U2-type prespliceosome; U6 snRNP; catalytic step 2 spliceosome. NCBI's taxonomy places the organism in Eukaryota, Metazoa, Chordata, Actinopteri, Cypriniformes, Cyprinidae. The record is from RefSeq and is a predicted model, not a curated record. Gene Ontology annotation, biological process: nuclear-transcribed mRNA catabolic process; mRNA splicing, via spliceosome.